Melopsittacus undulatus (budgerigar) is the source of this 345-nucleotide messenger RNA. RefSeq names its product beta-microseminoprotein-like. The record is from RefSeq and is a predicted model, not a curated record. Bases 1 to 345 code for a protein of 114 amino acids. The transcript is spliced from 4 exons. Lineage: Eukaryota; Metazoa; Chordata; Aves; Psittaciformes; Psittaculidae.
AUGAAGAGUGAACGACCCAUGCAAAAAUUCUUGCUGCUUUUCUGCUCCAUCCUUCUCUUCUCAGGGACUCUGUGUGAUGCUCGCUGUUACUUCAGACCAGCCAGCAAAUAUGGGUGCCUUUCAAACAGAAACCUCUAUGUUUUUGGUGCGGUAUGGAAGACUGAUGAUUGUUACCAGUGCAAGUGUAAGAUGACUGCAAUGAUUUGCUGCAGCUUGGUUUUAAUCCCCAAGAACUAUGACAGGGUGAACUGUGUUGGCCUGUUCCACAAGAAAAGCUGUUCCAUUCGAGUGGUAAAGAAGACUAAUCCUGACAUAAGCUGCAAAGUCUACAAUGGAGUUGGUUAA